AUGGGUACUAUCGAUUCUUGGUCGUCGAUUGAGACAAUUAUAAGACAACGUUUAGAUCUGAAUGAAGUCGAUCGACGUUAUUGUGCUGUGUGUGGCCGGCAAGGUUCAUCGUUGUCACGUUGUUUCGGAUGUCAAAUGGUUUAUUAUUGUGGCGAAGAACAUCAAGCUGAAGAUUGGUCAGAGGAACACGCAGACAAAUGUGCACAAUUAGAAUGGGUUGCAUUAGGAGAAUUGAUUCAAGCUUUACCAGCACAUCCACCAUUACCCAAUUUGGGUGAUAAAUGGACUGCUCCAUUAAAGGAAAUACAUAAUUGGAAGCAUUGGUUUUCUAUACA
Messenger RNA from Adineta ricciae, 335 nucleotides. Lineage: Eukaryota; Metazoa; Rotifera; Eurotatoria; Adinetida; Adinetidae. The record is from the annotation of a GenBank genome assembly.